Messenger RNA from Maniola jurtina (meadow brown), 803 nucleotides. RefSeq names its product rRNA-processing protein FCF1 homolog (gene Bka). The record is from RefSeq and is a predicted model, not a curated record. Bases 154 to 768 code for a protein of 204 amino acids. Gene Ontology annotation, cellular component: nucleolus; small-subunit processome. The transcript has 2 exons. Lineage: Eukaryota; Metazoa; Arthropoda; Insecta; Lepidoptera; Nymphalidae.
AUCUAAGUACAACAGCGAUUUGUGCACCUGGUCUGUGGUCAUAACAUAACCUUAAAAUUUUUACCUUACCCUAAUUGUUUUAAUUUUAUAAACUUUAAUAUAUCAUUCUUGCAUUAUUUAAAGAGUAUAUUGCAGAUAUAAAAUUGAAUAAAAAUGGGAAAACAACGAAAAACCAGGAAAAUUGUAGAGAAAAGAUUUGCUCAAAUGAAAAAAGUUAUUAAUCCAAGAGAUAACAGAAUAAAAGCCAAAGAUAGAGUAGAACCAAAAAAGAAAAAGACAGACUCACAAGAAGUUAAGAUUCGUGAAGUUCCGCAAGUCAGUUCAGCUCUAUUUUUUCAAUAUAAUACUCAACUAGGUCCACCGUAUCACAUUCUCAUUGAUACAAAUUUUAUAAAUUUCUCUAUAAAAAAUAAAUUAGACAUAGUACAGAACAUGAUGGAUUGUUUGUAUGCUAAAUGUAUUCCAUAUGUCACAGACUGUGUUUUGGGUGAGCUAGAAAAGCUUGGAAGAAAGUAUCGAGUAGCGUUAAGGAUAAUAAAAGACCCUCGAUUUGAAAGAAUUGCGUGUAUGCACAAGGGAACUUAUGCAGAUGAUUGCAUAGUACAAAGAGUAACUCAACACAAGUGUUACAUUGUGGCUACAAAUGAUAAAGACUUAAAAAGAAGGCUAAGAAAGAUACCAGGCGUGCCAAUAAUGUAUGUGGCACAGCACAAGUAUACAAUAGAAAGAAUGCCAGAUGCUUAUGGAGCACCAAAGGGAGCUGUUUAGAUGCAUUGUUUUGGGAAAUAAAUAGUAAUUUUUUA